Molecule: messenger RNA, 303 nt
Organism: Aspergillus homomorphus CBS 101889
Lineage: Eukaryota; Fungi; Ascomycota; Eurotiomycetes; Eurotiales; Aspergillaceae
Exons: 1
Coding region: 1-303 (100 amino acids)
Molecular function (GO): FMN binding; oxidoreductase activity
Source: RefSeq, a predicted model, not a curated record
AUGCAGUUUCUGUCGCCUAAAUACAGCCGUCGCACCGGCCACUAUGGCCGCAGCAUAGAGAAUCGCUCCCAUAUCCUCUUUGAGGUCAUCAAUGGGAUACGCGCCGCGUGCCGCAGCGACUUCCAGAUCGGCCUGCGAGUCUCAAUGGAGCGGUACGGAUACGGCGUGUCCCUGGUGGAGAUGCGCGAGGUUGUAGCUCGGGCGCUCCGCUCCGUGAGCAGUCCAUUGACUAUCUUGACCUCGCUGUCUGGGAUUAUCGGAAGCCGGCGGCGGAAGAGCCGUAUUUCGGCCGUUCCCUGCUAA